GAAAUAUUUUCAGGACAAAAAAGCAAUUAAAAGUCGAUUUAAUGGAUCAGUUCAUUGAAACUUUGACGUCCGCUUCAUUUGAGAAAAAUUUUAUAAACGAUUACUGCCCUCAAUAUGCGGUCGAAAAAGAUUUGGAAGAACUUUCCAAAAACAACGAAUUAACACAAUUUGAAAGUCUCGAUAAGACUCGUAUCGAUUAUCUGAAAAGUUUGAUUCAAAGCAGUAUUUCUACUGAUGGCAAGAGUUGUGACAUUAGUAAUGAAGGCAAAGAUUUGUGUCAAAUCGGUGGACAAGUGAAUGGAGUUGAGAGCAGUGAUGAAGUGAAUGAAGUAGACGUCGAACUCGAGUCACAAAUUCAAUACAUCAGAGAAAUAAUCCCUGAAUUAGGCGCCGGUUUUGUGCACAAGUGUCUUGAGUUCUAUAAUCUGGACAAUGAAAAGGUUUUGAACGCCAUU
This is a messenger RNA of Oppiella nova, 455 nucleotides long. Lineage: Eukaryota; Metazoa; Arthropoda; Arachnida; Sarcoptiformes; Oppiidae. The record is from the annotation of a GenBank genome assembly.